AUUAAAUUUGUGUAUUUUGUAAUAAUAUAAUUAGAUGAGUCUAAUUAAAUCGUUUUACGUACAAUAAUUUUUCAAGUAUUCGAUAGUGGGAAACAAGACUUUUGAUCGUGUCUUUCAAGGAUUAAUUGAUCUACAUGUACGGUGGACAUCUUUUUUAUACAAUAUAAUGAAUAAUAUAAUACUAUAAUGAUAAUUUACACACUCAUUAAUUAUUUCUUUAAUUAAUAAUCUGUAGGGAUCUGCCCCAAUGCUUCCAUCAUCUUGCGUUCCAAAAGUCUCGAAACCAAGCUUAUGCUUUUUCCCACAAUACAUACUGAAAAGCGUUGCAAGAGUCCAGAUUCAAUCUGCUUUGUCAUUUGAGCAUCUAGCUUGCCUAGUGAACAAAAAUUGCAGCUUGGUUGAGAUGACUGCAAUUCAAGAAUUAAGACUGGAACUACUUGAUGCAUUACCAACCGCAAGUAGUCCUUCUUUCAGAGGUAUUUGGCUAACUAGUUGCAUCACUCAUGAUGUGACUGAGUUUUCUUGGGUUGCUUCAAAGAUGAUGCGCAUUGUAGGCAACAAGACUUACCCCCAAGUAUUUGCUAAUUGGUUUUAUGAUCGGUCAGCAAUUCAAGUCAUUGACUUGUCUACCGAAGCAAAAAAUUGUACUGAAUUUCAAAUUCCUAUAUACCCACCUAAUGGACCUUGAGCUAAAUGCAUAUUGUAUUGACGUAUAUUGUAUUGACGUACGAGUAUGAUGAUGAAUGUAUUUCUGAACAAGUUUUUUUCAAGUAA
Molecule: messenger RNA, 774 nt
Organism: Ipomoea triloba (trilobed morning glory)
Lineage: Eukaryota; Viridiplantae; Streptophyta; Magnoliopsida; Solanales; Convolvulaceae
Product: pectin acetylesterase 7-like
Exons: 5
Coding region: 248-688 (146 amino acids)
Biological process (GO): cell wall organization
Cellular component (GO): plant-type cell wall
Molecular function (GO): pectin acetylesterase activity
Source: RefSeq, a predicted model, not a curated record